AUGGGUGUUCGACCAGCUUUAAGCUUCUCUGACGAGGACAAGGUUAGGACCUCGCAGCCACAUGAUGAUGCUCUAAUGGUUACCUUUAGGAUAAGAGGGUAUGAUAUGAAGAGAGUGCUAGUUGACCAAGGCAGUGGAGCUGAGAUCAUGUACACUGAUCUAUAUAAAGGGCUUAGGUUGAGGCCCGAGGAUCUGACGAGCUAUGACUCUCCUUUGGUGGGUUUUGAUGGGAAGACGGUUAUCCCAAAGGGCCAAAUCAAGCUACUCAUACAAGCAGGAUCAGAAGUGGUGGAGGUGGAUUUCAUUGUGAUGGAUGCUUACUCCCCUUAUUGCUAG
This is a messenger RNA of Quercus robur (English oak), 336 nucleotides long. RefSeq lists its product as uncharacterized. The transcript has a single exon. NCBI's taxonomy places the organism in Eukaryota, Viridiplantae, Streptophyta, Magnoliopsida, Fagales, Fagaceae. The coding region runs from base 1 to 336 and encodes 111 amino acids. The record is from RefSeq and is a predicted model, not a curated record.